AUGUCCAGCUGUAAGGACCAAGCAGCCAUCAGUGAAGUGUUGUGUUACCUCCAUGAGUGGGACCAGGGCAAUAAGACAGUGCGCAGUCGGAUGCUGAUUGACUUCCUGGCCAAGAACACGGGAAAGACUUGUACAGAACUGGAGCUUGAGUUUGCUCAAGUUGCAAGCCUGUUCUUUGCUCGGCUCACUGCAUGGAUGAGACUGACCUACAUGUUUGGAACAUGUCUAGACCUUCAGCUGAAAGCAGUGGGUGUCUUCCUCUCAGCCAACAGCAGUCAUCAGUACAUGACAGAAUUUCUGGAGGUUGGUGGAGUACUGACCCUGCUUGAGAUUCUAGGACAAGACCAUCUCAAAGAGGAGGAUAAGACCAAGGCUCUUCACUUGCUCCAGAUAAUCGCCAAUGCAGGCCAGAAAUAUAAAGAGCUUGUCUGUGAAAGCUACGGUGUGAAGGCCAUAGCUGAAUGUUUGGCCAAAUCUGAGUCAGAGAGGACUCAGGAGACAGCAGCCGCCCUUCUCAAGUCCUUGGCCCAUGGAAACUCCAAAUACCAGAUCCAGGUGUUCAAGGGCCUGAUCGCCCUGCUGACCUGCACCUCCCCAAGAGCACAGCAGCUUGUUUUGCAAAUCCUACGUUCAGUACAUCCUAUUGUAAAAUCUGCUUAUCACAGAAUAGUGGAACCCUUACUGAAUCUACUGAGGUCACUACAUGUAGAAGUGCAAUAUGAAGUUUCAGAACUGAUAUCAGAGCUUAUGCAGUCAGAGGUGAGACCUGCUCUGCUCAGGAGUCUGGUGGCUUAUCUCAAACCAACCAAAGAGGGAAUCCCCAAACACAAGAUUCUGGAGGAUCCAGUAAUGGCCAAAAUGAUAGAGUCUAAUCCAGUGUUCCUGCAGCAAGCAGCUGCUGCUAAAAUCAUCAGGAAGUUGGCACAUAGCAGCAAGGAGAUAUCCAAAGAACUGCUCUCUCUCAGAGUGAUCCAUCACUUAAUGUAUGCAAUGGGCAACCAGGAACACGCAGAUGCCCAGAGACAAUCAAGCCUGGCUUUGGAGCAUUUUGUGCGCAUGUACCCAGUGGUGGAAGAGCAUGUAUGCAGAGCAAUGGGCACCACCCUGUUUGAGUCUUUCAUGCACAAUGUUGAGGCUCUACAUAUGAGUAUGGAUGGCAUUCAAGCUGAAAUUUUACGGUCAAAUGAAGUGAAUAUUUCAUGUGUGCUUGGGGAGUAGAAUUUAGAUUCUUGAAGACUGCUGGAGAAAGAAGGACAAAACAAUUUGUUGAUAGCUUUAUACUUUUGUUGAUAGUGUUCUCAUAAAAUAUUAAAACCUGAUCACUUACGAAAAAAUAAUUUUAUUGCAAAUAAAAUGCAAAGUAAUCUCUUUAGUAAUCAAAAUAC
This is a messenger RNA of Xyrauchen texanus (razorback sucker), 1385 nucleotides long. RefSeq names its product armadillo like helical domain containing 1 (gene armh1). The coding region runs from base 1 to 1218 and encodes 405 amino acids. The transcript has 11 exons. Lineage: Eukaryota; Metazoa; Chordata; Actinopteri; Cypriniformes; Catostomidae. The record is from RefSeq and is a predicted model, not a curated record.